CAGGCUGUAGGUGGUUCGGCCCAUCGGAGACAAAAGUCUGAAUACUGGUUUGUGGACCAAUCGCAGCCACAAUGAAUGAGAGGCAGGCUCUCCACUCCAUUAUGAAGGACCUGGUCGCCCUCCAGAUGACGCGCCGCCAGCCGGUGUUUUCUUACGACGGCGGCGGCAAACCAAAGACAGCGGCACAGGCUAACAGAAAGGAUGAUGUCAGGAUAAAGUUUGAGUACACGGGAGAGAGGAGAAUCCUGAUGUUUGGAAGGCCCGUGCGGUUUGAGGAGGUUCAGCAGAAAGUCGAGGGUGUGUUUGGGCUGCAGUUGGACCUCCAUUAUUUAAACAACGAGAUGUCCAUUCCUCUGAGGGGUCAGGAUGACCUGGACAAGGCAGUAGACCUGCUCGACAGAAGCUCCAACAUGAAGAGCAUCAGGAUACUUCUUCUCACGCCGGAGCACAGCAAUGCCUCCUCCCACUCUCAUCAUGUACCAUGUAAGCAGGUGAGGAUCAAGUCUUCCCAGUCCACUGGAGACGUUAGCUCGGUCUUCCAGUCCCCCGAGCCCAGGGGGCGCCACCUAUCAACAGGAUCUCAGAGCACAGGACGAAGUUCGCCGCCUCCCGGCUACGUGCCUGAGCGCCAGCAGAGGAUUGCCCGCCAAGGUUCAUACACCAGCAUCAACAGUGAGGGCGAGUUCAUCCCAGAGACCAGCGAUCAGUGCGUUCUGGAUCUCUGGAGCAGUGCAGAUAAUUCAGUUUCUGGAAGCUGUCAGUCUCUGGACAGCACCUCAGACAGCCCCUCAUUGAGGAAGUCCCGGAUGCACAGAGCAAAGAGUUACCCGGAUAACCGUCAAGAGUUCUCAGACAGAGAGAAUCACGUUUAUGACAGGAUAGCAGGGAAAGGAGGCACCUAUCCUCGUAGGUACCAUGUUUCCCUGCACUACAAGGACCACAGUGAAGGUCGUCGGACAUUUCCGCGCAUCCGUCGCCCCCAGGGGAACCUCUUCACUCUGGUGCCUUCGAGGCGUUUGCUGAACGGCAGCGAGGAGAGUCUGGGCAGCUGGCAGCUGGUCGACACACAAGGCCGGCUGCGUCCGCUCGACCGUUCUGUCCCCCACAAGUCGCCCAGUGCUCCGGUGACCUGGCGCCGCGGGAAACUUUUAGGUCAGGGAGCAUUUGGCCGGGUGUACCUGUGUUACGACGUCGACACCGGGAGAGAACUGGCUGCCAAGCAGGUCCACUUCGAUCUCGAAAGCCCUGAGACCAGCAAGGAGGUUAGUGCUUUGGAAUGUGAAAUCCAGCUCCUGAAAAAUCUGCACCAUGAGCGCAUUGUUCAGUACUACGGCUGUUUGAGGGACCACAGUGAGAAGACCCUCACCAUCUUCAUGGAGUACAUGCCAGGGGGUUCCGUCAAAGAUCAACUGAAGGCCUAUGGAGCCCUGACGGAAAAUGUGACCCGGAAGUACACGAGACAGAUCCUGGAGGGGAUGUCCUAUCUGCACAGCAACAUGAUCGUGCACAGAGACAUCAAAGGUGCCAACAUCCUGCGGGACUCGGAGGGAAACGUGAAGCUUGGAGAUUUUGGUGCCAGUAAGAGGCUUCAGACCAUCUGCAUGUCUGGAACUGGGGUCCGCUCCGUGACCGGCACCCCCUACUGGAUGAGUCCAGAGGUGAUCAGUGGAGAAGGCUACGGCAGGAAGGCUGAUGUCUGGAGCCUUGGCUGUACGGUCGUCGAGAUGCUCACAGAGAAACCCCCGUGGGCCGAGUUCGAGGCCAUGGCCGCCAUCUUCAAGAUCGCCACCCAGCCCACCAAUCCGCUGCUUCCGUCGCGCGCCUCUGAGCAGGCGCGGGACUUCGUCCGCUGCAUUUUUGUAGAGGCCAAACGCAGACCCAGUGCGGAGGAGCUGCUCAGACACCCCUUCUCUCAGAUCCUGUGCUGCGACUCGUUUGAGUCCUGA
Messenger RNA from Nematolebias whitei (Rio pearlfish), 1946 nucleotides. It is a transcript of the gene map3k3, whose product is annotated as mitogen-activated protein kinase kinase kinase 3. The record is from RefSeq and is a predicted model, not a curated record. Gene Ontology annotation, biological process: protein phosphorylation. Lineage: Eukaryota; Metazoa; Chordata; Actinopteri; Cyprinodontiformes; Rivulidae. Gene Ontology annotation, molecular function: protein binding; protein kinase activity; ATP binding. Bases 72 to 1946 code for a protein of 624 amino acids. The transcript has 16 exons.